This is a messenger RNA of Arvicanthis niloticus (Nile rat), 1337 nucleotides long. RefSeq names its product MAGI family member, X-linked (gene Magix). Gene Ontology annotation, molecular function: protein binding. NCBI's taxonomy places the organism in Eukaryota, Metazoa, Chordata, Mammalia, Rodentia, Muridae. The record is from RefSeq and is a predicted model, not a curated record.
UCCAGGCCUGGGCUAGGAGCCAGGUGAGCGUGGCCCUGCGCUAAAAACUAGUCAUCGGGCUGCCCUGAGUCCACCAGGCUCACCACAAGCCAUGGACUCUCGCGCUGGGAACACCGCAGAUCCUAGAGGGAGCAGAAGAGGAGCUGGCUUACAGGGGUCCGGGAGCCCCCGAGCUCGGCAGCUCCUGGAGCGGCUGGAUGCGCGCCCCCUGGCGGCACGAGCCGCCGCAGACUUGUCAGCGCUAGUACGAAAGGCGGGCGCUACAUUGCGCCUGCGCCACAAGGAGGCUGUUAGUGGUCUGGACUCUGCAGAUAUAGAAGUCACAGACAGUCGCUUGCCUCAUGCCACUCUCGUGGAACAUCGACCCCAGCACCAAAGGUAUGAGACUUUGGGUACAUGUGUGGAGCCACUUCCAGUCACCCAGAAUAAGGCAAGCUAUGCUUUGAAACUACCCCAAGCCACUGGCCGAUUUUCUGUGGAUCUGGUCCGAGGUCCUGCAGGCUUUGGUCUCACUUUAAGUGGAGGCCGAAACCUAUCUGGGGAUGCUCCAUUGGCCGUGAGUGGACUGUUGAAGGAUGGGCCAGCACAGCGGUGUGGACGUUUGCAGGCUGGUGACCUCGUGCUCUAUAUCAAUGGACAGUCGACACAGGCGCUCACUCAUGCCCAGGUGGUGGAGCGGAUUCGAACUGGAGGCCCCCGCCUUUGCCUGGUACUCCAACGGCCUCAACAGAUGGACGGCAGUAGGAGUGAGGAGGCUGGAGGGCAUCAGAAGACAGAUCGCAGCCCAGAUCCUAGGGGAAGCAGGAUGAUGGAGUCUCGCAGCACCAUUUCCCCAGUUCACCACCGGCCCAAGACACGGACCAGUCCUGGACCUAGUCCAGAGGCAGUGGCUAUUGACCACGUGGUUCGCGCAGCAGAGCACCCCACAGAAGACCUGGAAGACCGUAUCCCUGGUACCCCUGGGCCCUGGCUGGUGCCGAGUGAGGAUCGGCUCUCACGGGCUCUAGGGGUUCGGGGUGGUGGCGUGCAGCUCGCUCAGGAGGUGGCAGCCGGAAGGCGGAGGCAUUGAGCACCAACAGACAGCUUUGUGCUCACUAAAUGAGGUCCCACAAGAUUCCAGCAUGCCGGACCGCCAGGCUCUAAGUUUUUCCCUUAGAGCUUUAACCUGAUCUUCCCACUGCACACUGCACAGUGGACUGGUCCCCACCCCUUCAAGACGCCAGUGGUAUGGCCUUUCCAGAGCCCAGAGCGCUCGCACCCUACCACCCCCACAUCCGCGUGCGCGCAGCUUCUCCAAGUUCCUUCCCGGUCGGGAGGUAAUAAAAUAGCUGGAUCCA